Messenger RNA from Chaetura pelagica (chimney swift), 1456 nucleotides. RefSeq names its product F-box protein 31 (gene FBXO31). The record is from RefSeq and is a predicted model, not a curated record. The coding region runs from base 97 to 1323 and encodes 408 amino acids. Lineage: Eukaryota; Metazoa; Chordata; Aves; Apodiformes; Apodidae. The transcript has 9 exons.
GUCUGUGAAAACCUGCGGAAGUUGGAGAUCACAGGGGUGUCCUGUCGAGAUGUUUAUGCCAAACGUAUAAACCCACGAGUGAAGUCGGGGCGUUUUAUGAAAAUCCUUCCCGACUACGAGCACAUGGAGUACAGAGAUGUUUACACCUGCCUGCUGCACCGAUACCGGCACAUCCUGGGAUUAUGGCAGCCAGACAUCGGGCCCUAUGGGGGACUUCUGAAUGUGGUGGUAGAUGGUUUGUUCAUCAUUGGGUGGAUGUACUUACCACCUCAUGACCCUCAUGUUGAUGAUCCGAUGAGAUUCAAACCUCUCUUCAGGAUUCAUCUGAUGGAGAGGAAAUGUGCAACGGUUGAGUGUAUGUAUGGUCAUAAGGGACCUCAUAACGGCCAUAUCCAGAUAGUAAAGAAGGAUGAGUUCUCCACGAAAUGCAACCAGACAGAUCACCAUCGGAUGUCAGGGGGAAGGCAAGAGGAGUUCCGGACAUGGCUGAGGGAAGAGUGGGGCCGGACUCUGGAAGACAUCUUCCAUGAGCACAUGCAAGAGCUCAUCUUGAUGAAGUUCAUCUAUACCAGUCAAUAUGACAACUGCCUGACGUACCGACGCAUCUACCUCCCCCCUAGCAGCCCUGAUGACCUUAUAAAGCCAGGUCUCUUCAAAGGAACCUAUGGGAGCCACGGGCUGGAGAUUGUCAUGUUAAGCUUUCAUGGAAAGAAAGCAAAGGGGACUAAAAUCACUGGAGAUCCCAACAUCCCAGCUGGACAGCAGACUGUGGAGAUCGACCUGGCACAUCCUCUGCAGCUGCCUGACAUCGAGAACCUCCGUGAUUUCAGUGAGCUGUCCCGCAUUGUCCUGGAGGUGCAGGAGCAGGUGCGGCGGGAGGAGCAGGAGGAGGAGCACGGGCAGGAGGAAGAGGACAACUCCCCACAGCCUGCAUCCCAGCCUGCUGCAGUGCCCCUGGGAGGAGAAGGUGCUGAGGGGGAAGAGACUGUGGCUGGGGCACAGGGGACAACCCAGGACAAGGCACCAGCUUCCCAGCCCUUCGUGCUGCCCAUGGGAGUCAUAUCCAGGAAUGAAGACUAUCCCCGGACCUGCCGAAUUUGUUUCUAUGGGACAGGGCUCAUUGCUGGGCACGGCUUCACCAGCCCCGAGCGCACCCCGGGGGUCUUUGUGCUCUUCGAUGAUGAUCGCUUUGGGUUCAUCUGGCUGGAGCUCAAGUCCUUCAGCCUUUACAGCAGGAUCAAGGUCUCCUUCCAGAAUGCCCAAGCACCUUCCCGUGAGGCUUUUGAUGAGAUGCUGAAGAACAUUCAGUCACUGGCUACUUGAUGGGUCGGUUGUGAUGGACAGGGCUAGGGGUUGCAAAGGCUGCUGCACUCCCCAGCCAGAGCUGGGAUGGGGAUUCCUUGCUCUUGGUACCUCUGAAUUAAAGCAUGCACUUUUAAUAAAGCCUUUUUACCCC